GGGCGGUCCCGGCAGGAUGGAGGGCGGCGGGCGGCGGGUGCUGGUGGUGGGCGCGGGGCUGGCGGGGCUGGGCGCUGCGCAGCGGCUCCGCGGCCACGGCUCCCUCCGCCUGCUGGAGGCGACGGGGCGCGCCGGGGGACGCGUCCGCACGCGCCGCUUCGCAUCAGGGCUGGCAGAGAUGGGGGCACACUGGAUCCACGGCCCCUCACCGGGCAACCCUGUCUUCUGCCUGGCCACCGACUACGGGCUGCUGGGCCCCGAGGCAGCCCGGGAGGAGAACCAGCAGGCGGAGGCAGGGGGCCACCCCCCACUGCCCUCCGUCACCUACGGCAGCUCGGGGAAGGUGCUGGACCCCCGGGCAGUAAGUGAAGCCCACGACCUCUUUGACACCCUCCUGGCCACCACCCGCGCCUUCCGGGGGGCCGGGGAGCUGCCGGCGCCCAGCGUGGGGCAGUACCUGCGGGCUGAGAUCACCCGGAGGGUCCCCGCGCUGGGUGGGGGGCAGGAGGAGGCCCGGCGGCUCCGGCUGGCCGUCCUGGCCACCUGCUUCAAGCUGGAGUGUUGCAUCAGCGGGACACACAGCAUGGACCUGGUGGCCCUGGAGCCCUUCGGGGAAUACAUCUCCCUGCCCGGCCUCGACUGCACCUUCCCGGGCGGCUACAGCAGCUUGCCCCAUCGCAUGCUCUCGGCUCUUCCCGAGGGCACCGUCCUGCUCAACAAGGCCGUGAGGACCAUCCAGUGGAGAGGGACCUUCCGAGAGGAAGGGGAUGAUGGCAGGGAUUUCCCUGUGCAGGUGGAGUGUGAGGAUGGAGACACCUUCCUCGCCGACCACGUCAUCAUCACCGUCCCACUGGGAUUCCUGAAGGAAUGCCACCAGGUCUUCUUCCAGCCUCCCCUGCCCAAGCAGAAAGCAGAAGCCAUUCGCCGCCUGGGUUUCGGCACCAACAACAAGAUCUUCCUGGAGUUCGAGGAGCCUUUCUGGGAACCCCAGCAGCAGUUGCUGGAAGUGGUGUGGGAGGACGAGUCACCUCUUGAGGAGCCCAGUGCUGACCUGGAGGCCAACUGGUUCAAGAAGCUCAUUGGAUUUGUGGUUCUCCAACCACCAGAGCAGCACGGACACGUCCUCUGCGGCUUCAUCGCAGGGAAGGAGUCGGAGUACAUGGAGACCCUGAGCAACGCUGAGGUUCUCAGCACCAUGACCCACCUCCUCCGCACAAUGACAGGGAACGCGCUCCUGCCCGCUCCCAGGAGUGUGCUCUGGUCCCGCUGGCACAGCGCUCCCUACACCCGCGGCUCCUACAGCUACGUGGCCGUCGGCAGCACUGGGGAUGACAUCGACGUGUUGGCUCAGCCCCUACCCGAGGACCCUGAGGACCCCAGGGUAAUUUUGGCUCCGGAGGGGGCAGAGGGGGAUGCAGAGGCCAUGGAGAGAGCAGGACCCCCAGACAUGGGAACAGGUGGACUGGGGCAUCCUGGGCACAGGAGGCCUCAGGCCUUGAGGAGCACAGGGAGGUGGCAUUCCCCAUUCCUGCUUGGACCACCAGCCAGCCCCCCCUUGACUCUCCCUGCUGAGCUCCAUGGGGGCAGGGGGGAACACAAUUUCCAUAACAUUUGGAGACCUGUAGCUCCUUCCUGCCACUUUGUGGGGUCCUCACAGGGCAGGGUGGGUCUCUAAGGAAGGGAAGAUGCCCGCUCCUCGACCUCUGGGUGGUUGCAUCUGCGGGGUGCCAGACGGCAUGGAGAUUAGACUGGUUUAGUAGGACCCGGUGUCCCCGCGGGGCCGGGGCAGGCGGCAGGACCCCGGUGCUCACCUCCCGCCCCACUGCAGCCUCUGCAGCUCCUCUUCGCCGGCGAGGCCACCCACCGCACCUUCUACUCCACCACCCACGGGGCGCUGCUGUCAGGCUGGCGAGAAGCCGAGCGGCUCAACCAGCUCUUCCAGGCACCCAGCCCCGCUCCUCAGCACUGAGGCAGGAAAAAUAAACCUCCUUCUUCUCA
Molecule: messenger RNA, 1998 nt
Organism: Apus apus (common swift)
Lineage: Eukaryota; Metazoa; Chordata; Aves; Apodiformes; Apodidae
Gene: PAOX
Product: polyamine oxidase
Exons: 6
Coding region: 17-1675 (552 amino acids)
Molecular function (GO): polyamine oxidase activity
Source: RefSeq, a predicted model, not a curated record